This is a messenger RNA of Gossypium raimondii (Peruvian cotton), 1670 nucleotides long. RefSeq names its product acetolactate synthase small subunit 1, chloroplastic. Gene Ontology annotation, biological process: L-valine biosynthetic process. The record is from RefSeq and is a predicted model, not a curated record. NCBI's taxonomy places the organism in Eukaryota, Viridiplantae, Streptophyta, Magnoliopsida, Malvales, Malvaceae. Gene Ontology annotation, molecular function: acetolactate synthase regulator activity; acetolactate synthase activity. The transcript has 12 exons. Gene Ontology annotation, cellular component: cytosol. The coding region runs from base 111 to 1562 and encodes 483 amino acids.
CGUGAGUCGUGACAAAAGAGUUUGUUUCUUGUUUUGCCUCGUUAAACUUUAACUCUCUCCCCCCUUUCCUAAACCAGGUCCAGUAGCAGUAACUUGCAAAGAAACCAUACAUGGCGGCGGCUUCACUCUCAGCCACUGUUCCAUUUCAGAACCCAUUUUCAACAAACCGCAGCCGCAUUGGUAGUAACAAUAUUGGGUCUAAACCCAAUUUCAAAGCUAAGGAAUUAGCUCUUGAACUCUCAAGCUCAAAGGCCUUGCAUGUACCCUCUGCCACAACUGACAAAGCCAAUGCGUUGCCUCUCAUAGACACUGUAUCUCCUCCCACUGCUUCCAAGGACAGGGUUAAACGCCACACAAUUUCAGUGUUCGUUGGGGAUGAGAGUGGGAUCAUUAACAGAAUAGCAGGGGUGUUUGCGAGGAGAGGUUACAAUAUUGAGUCCCUUGCUGUUGGUCUCAACAAGGACAAGGCUCUUUUUACCAUUGUUGUAUCUGGGACUGAAAGGAUUUUGCGACAAGUCGUUGAACAAUUAAACAAGCUUGUUAAUGUCAUCAAGGUCGACGACAUCUCGAUGGAACCACAUGUAGAACGUGAAUUAAUGCUUAUAAAACUCAACACUAAUCCAACCACUCGUGCUGAGAUCAUGUGGCUAGUAGACAUUUUCAGAGCAAGGAUUGUGGAUACUUCAGAACACUUUUUGACUGUUGAGGUUACUGGAGACCCAGGAAAGAUGGCAGCCGUUCAAAGAAACUUGAGCAAGUUUGGGAUAAAAGAACUUGCGAGGACUGGGAAGAUUGCUCUAAGGCGUGAGAAGAUGGGGGAAACUGCUCCUUUUUGGGGAUUUUCUGCUGCCUCUUAUUCUGAUCUUGAAGGUAGAUCAACCAAUGGUGUGGUUAUAAGGGAUGCAAAACGACUAGUUAAUGGUGAUAUCAAUACAUACUCAAAGGGUGAUGUAUAUCCUGUGGAACCUUUUGACGGCUUCCCUGUAAAUCAAGUUCUCGAUGCUCAUUGGGGGGUUCUCUAUGACGAAGAUUCAUGUGGGCUUCGGUCACAUACUUUAGCUAUGGUUGUGAAUGACUCUCCUGGUGUUCUAAAUGUGGUUACUGGGGUUAUUUCCCGAAGAGGCUAUAAUAUUCAGAGUCUAGCUGUGGGACCUGCUGAGAAAGAUGGACUUUCUCGCAUUACAACCGUUAUUCCUGGAACGGAUGAGACACUUGCAAAAUUGUUUCAGCAGCUUCGAAAGUUAGUAGAUCUUUACGAGGUGCAGGAUAUGACUCACUCACCAUUUGCAGAGCGAGAGCUAAUGUUGAUAAAAGUUGCUGUGAGCCCUGCUGCUCGAAGGGACAUCCUUGACAUUGCUAACAUAUUCCGAGCUAAAGCUGUUGACGUGUGUGAUCACACUAUUACUCUCGAGCUGACCGGUGAUUUAAACAAGAUGGUUGCUCUUCAGAAAUUAUUAGAGCCCUAUGGAAUUUGUGAGGUGGCUCGGACCGGAAGAGUGGCACUGGUGCGGGAGUCGGGUGUGGAUUCGACGUAUCUCCGUGGAUAUCCUCUUCCUUUCUAGUUUCCUUUUCUUAUUUAGCUCUACUGAUCCUAGCAAACGCAAGUCUAGUGUAUCUCUCUGUCUGUGUUUACCCUUGGGAUUUUGAUGCAAAUUGAUGGUUGUUGGUCA